Molecule: messenger RNA, 576 nt
Organism: Lycium ferocissimum
Lineage: Eukaryota; Viridiplantae; Streptophyta; Magnoliopsida; Solanales; Solanaceae
Product: secreted RxLR effector protein 161-like
Exons: 2
Coding region: 1-576 (191 amino acids)
Source: RefSeq, a predicted model, not a curated record
AUGGAAUCUGAUAAUGCUGAAUUUUUUGAGAAUAUUUAUCCGUAUAAAAUAGAAUGUGAGUCAUCUGGUGAAAGACCUAAACGACCUCGGGAAGAAACAAAGGAAAAUAUGCCUAACGAAGAGAAUCCAAGACGUAGCAAACGUCAAAGAACAUCGACUUACUUUGGUCCAGAUUUUUUGACAUUCUUAGUAGAGAAUGAGCCUCAAACUUUCAAGGAAGCAAUGUCUUCCUCGGAAGCACAAUAUUGGAAAGAGAAUCAAGGUCAAAGCAAAUCCCAGUUGGACUAUGCUCGAGUGUUGGGAAGUUUGAUGUAUAUAAUGAAUUGUACACGACCAGAUAUAGCUUGUGCAAUAAGUAAACUGAGUCGUUACACAAGUAAUCCUGACCAAACUCAUUGGAUGGCAGUGAAACUAGUUUUGGGGUACUUACAAUACACUCAAGACUAUGCUUUGCACUAUAAUAAAUAUCCUGCGGUAGUUGAAGGAUAUAGUGAUGCAAAUUGGAUCACCGGUUCAUCUGAAGUUAAAUCCACAAGUGGAUAUGUUUUCACCAUUGAAGGAGGAGCAGUAUCUUGA